This is a messenger RNA of Desarmillaria tabescens, 945 nucleotides long. RefSeq lists its product as uncharacterized. The transcript has 5 exons. The record is from RefSeq and is a predicted model, not a curated record. Gene Ontology annotation, cellular component: mitochondrion. Bases 123 to 539 code for a protein of 138 amino acids. Lineage: Eukaryota; Fungi; Basidiomycota; Agaricomycetes; Agaricales; Physalacriaceae.
GUAGAUCAUCGCAGUACUGUCAAAUAUCGUGUAAACAAUUUACUUCACUAUCAUUGUGGACUUGGGUGGACAAAAAUGGACGCGUCUAGAUCACAUGACAUUUUUGUCCUUCCUUCCGCCCGAUGCUAGCCAGUCGCUGUGGUGCAAUAUUUUCCAGCGCAACCAGAUCAUGUACAUCCGUUCUGGCCAGGUCACUUACGACCGCGACGAUACCCCCUCCUCGAGCGUCGGUCAAAACGCCUGAGGAAUUCCUCAAGAGCAUUGGGCGCUCCAUGGAAACGAAAUUUUCUGCGGAAAGCUGGGAAGAACUCUGGACAAAGACAGGUGCCGAUUUGAAGGAGGCUGGGUUGGCUGUACGAGACCGUCGAUAUAUGCUUUGGUGCAUGGGCAAGUAUAGAAGGGGGUUUCCUUUCGAAGAAUUUGUGCAUGAACCACCACCGAAAAAGACAGUCCGAGGGUGGGGGCCUUCGGUACAAAAUGGCAAGCGUAUACGAUCGAGGGUCCACCAGGACAAAAGUAAAAAGAAGCGGAAAUCAUAGGUUGCUAAGCCAGUGUUACUCGAAUUUACUUUUUUCUGCGUGGAUAUAACACUUGUGCAAGGGAUUCUAUUGUCCAAUACAGAAGGUAUGUGAACAUUGUGAAAUUUGUGAAAGGGAAUAACGCUACAGAAGAAUAUGCUAAUACAAUAAGAUAGAGAGAAGGUAGAAAAUACGGUGGGCAUGGCAUAUACAGACGACUGUCCGACUGCAGGUAUUUUAGAGGGUGAUGAUUUUCUCUUUUUCAUCUGCAAAAAUACUGUUAAUAACGAUCCCAAAUCUCGGAGAAGAGGCACUUACGGUCAAAUUCUUGGAAGGGUUCGAGAGCGUACCCACAGCAAGGCGUGUUGGGGUUGUCAAUAUGCCUCUUCAGGGCGUCGCGCCGGCUGAAGUUCCUCAUACAACCCCC